AUGAGAAUUUGUGGAGCAGCAAUCAACAGCAGCUACACCACCACAUCCAAUUCUCUUUCAGUGUUUGUUUCCUCUUCCCUCUCCAGUCCUUCCAAAACCAAGUUCCUGCCCUCACUUUCUAGGUUUUCUGUCAAGCGCUCUUACUUAUUUUCCCAAACUCCACGCAUUGCUGUGAACAAGCCCUCAAUGAACCUAUUGAACAGACUUGGGUUUGGCAGCACGAGGGCUUUAGAGAACAUGGAUUCAUCCAUUCCUCAGGGUCCAGAUGAGGACAUACCAGCACCAGGACAGCAGUUUGCCCAGUUUGGUGCUGGCUGUUUUUGGGGUGUUGAGUUGGCCUUCCAAAGGGUGCCUGGGGUGACAAAGACAGAGGUUGGUUACACCCAGGGGCUUGUGCAUAAUCCAACCUAUGAAGAUGUGUGUUCGGGGACCACAAACCACUCAGAGGUUGUUAGGAUUCAAUAUGAUCCCAAAAAUUGUAGCUAUGAGUCUCUGCUUGAUGCGUUCUGGGCUAGACAUGAUCCUACUACUCUGAAUAGACAGGGUAAUGAUGUGGGAACACAGUACAGAUCUGGAAUAUACUACUACACGCCGGAGCAAGAGAAGGCAGCCAGGGAGUCGUUGGAACAACAGCAAAAGCAGUUGAACAGGAAGAUCGUUACUGAGAUUCUUCCUGCCAAGAAGUUCUACAGGGCAGAGGAGUACCAUCAACAGUACCUUGCGAAAGGGGGCCGGUUUGGUUUCAAGCAAUCUGCUGCUAAAGGUUGCAAUGAUCCAAUUCGGUGCUAUGGUUAA
Sphenostylis stenocarpa is the source of this 795-nucleotide messenger RNA. The record is from the annotation of a GenBank genome assembly. NCBI's taxonomy places the organism in Eukaryota, Viridiplantae, Streptophyta, Magnoliopsida, Fabales, Fabaceae.